Fulvia fulva is the source of this 1608-nucleotide messenger RNA. Its product is annotated as Sphingosine N-acyltransferase-like protein ALT7. NCBI's taxonomy places the organism in Eukaryota, Fungi, Ascomycota, Dothideomycetes, Mycosphaerellales, Mycosphaerellaceae. Gene Ontology annotation, biological process: ceramide biosynthetic process. The record is from RefSeq and is a predicted model, not a curated record. Gene Ontology annotation, cellular component: membrane. Bases 1 to 1608 code for a protein of 535 amino acids. The transcript has a single exon. Gene Ontology annotation, molecular function: sphingosine N-acyltransferase activity.
AUGAGUCUGGAAGAGCCAGGCCUAACAGCAGCAUCUACCACAACCACCACCAUCCCCUCGAAAGCAUCGCCCACCCUCGAAUGUCCACCUGCGCCGAAACCUAGAAACACACCCCCACCCCACCGAGACGUGCAUCGCGAGGUGCGCUUCGAGAACAUGGCCGUCUGUGCCAGCCCGGGCGACUACACUCCACCUAAGAGGAGGAGCACUUGGAGCACGGCGGACGACGAGAGCAUAUGGAGCUGGUUCAGGAAAAUUGCUAUGCAGCAUCAGCUGGGACUAUCGCUGAACGUCAUAUUGCUCUUGACCAUGAGCCACGUCAUGUUCCCUUCGCUACGGGAUAUUACAAAGGCGUGCUUUCAAUUAUCGUACCCGGCACAGGUCGAAGGACAGUACAGCCAAGGAUCGCGCGACAUGUACUUUGUCGCCAGCUUUGUCGUCUUCUUCACUGGCAUUCGAGCAUUCAUGCUGGACUACGUCCUCAUUCCACUGGCAACAAAAUGCGGUAUUGGUCGCAGGAAGGGCAAGGUCAGGUUCGCGGAGCAGGCAUACAUGUUGAUCUACUAUGCCAUCUACUGGUCAUGGGGGUUGUACUUGUUCGUGCAAGAUACACCGAAAGAGGUGAACAAUGUUGAAAGCCUGUUGAUAUCGCUGUGGCGGGACUUUCCACGACUGACGCUGGGCACUGGCAUGAAGCUGUACUAUCUCACGCAAUUCGCUUUCUGGAUCCAGCAAAUCGUGGUGAUCCAUCUGGAGGAGAGGCGCAAGGAUCACUACCAGAUGUUGACACACCACUUUGUCACUUGCGGACUUAUGCUUGGCAGCUACGGAUACAGACAAUGGCGCGUCGGCAACGCCAUCCUCGUGCUGAUGGACAUUGUCGACCUGAUCUUCCCGGCCGCCAAGAUCCUGCGCUACCUGGGCAUGCAGACAGCUUGCGACGCGGCAUUUGGUCUUUUCGUGGUCGCAUGGGUAUUUGCCCGGCACGUCUGCUACCUGUCGGUUUGCUGGAGCAUAUACGCGCAUGUUCACGUCAAGACAAUGCACUAUGGAGUCUACUCAACCGAGACCGGCAAGAGACUUUCCACAGAAGGAGGCGAUAACCUCGUAGACAACCUCCUACAGCCAUUGCUGAAGCCAGAAGCGAAGACGUUCGCCUUCAAUGCCAACAUAAGAUGGUCCUUCCUGGGCUUACUCGUGGCGCUGCAAUGCAUUACACUCGCAUGGCUGGUCAUGAUCAUCCGAGUGGUCAUGCGUGUGCUUCGCGGCCAUGGCGCAGAUGAUACUAGAAGUGAUGAUGAAGGCGAGGACGAAGAGAUCGAAGAUGGGCCUGCGCAACCCUCGAAGCACAACGUUCCCAUCAAGGCCGAGGAACCACGAUUUAUUGAAGUCGAGACCACUUCGGACGAAGUGACAUGGCCGACACGGAAAGGCAGCAGUAGCAACAGGAAGAAGUCGAAGGGCAUCUCCAGCGGCUUGAACUUGGGCGAGCACAAAGACAUUCUUAAUAGGAUUGGUUGUCUCAGCGAAGAACAGCUCGCCCGGGAGCGGGAACUACGAGAGGGAACUGGGAGUCCUCGUCCAACAAGUGCCGCUGGGAAGAGGUAG